Messenger RNA from Megalobrama amblycephala (Wuchang bream), 2272 nucleotides. RefSeq lists its product as uncharacterized. Gene Ontology annotation, molecular function: ubiquitin-protein transferase activity. Lineage: Eukaryota; Metazoa; Chordata; Actinopteri; Cypriniformes; Xenocyprididae. Bases 828 to 1490 code for a protein of 220 amino acids. The transcript is spliced from 10 exons. The record is from RefSeq and is a predicted model, not a curated record.
AGUUAUGCAAGCUUUUUGAAGCUGAAUUUCCCAAAUUGAGAUCACUCGCUGGAGGGUGGCUGCUUUAUAAGGCACCAGGUGGCAGUGGAAGAAGGCGGCUCAUUGUUGUCCCUCCAGACUCCGAGGGCUAUACUGGCAACCUUAUCAAAAUGGCAACAACCACUGGAAGAACGGCACUCUACAUGGUCCCUCUUCAAGAUGAGUUAUGUCUCGAUCCACUUCCAUUCUCAGCAGAGGAGUUUGCGAAGAUGCCAAAGGUGGAGUGUCGGACAUGUAAAACAACAAUGCCAUUACCAGUUUUAUACUUGCAUGUCCAAUCCUGUGGUGGCACAUAAUCAGCUGAUGAUGAGAUUGCUGAUGCUGAGGACGAUGAUGAUGAUGAAGAACUAAAAAUAGUUUCUGUGACAGCCAGUACUGUGUCCACUGCCACCCCAACUUCUAGUCCUGCACCUAUCAGUCCUCUGCGACCCUGUUCUCCUACACCCACCACAAGUUAUGAGGAUGAGGGACAGUGUCCCAUCUGUUUAGAGAUAUUUACACACAGACAGUUGCCCAUUCAUGCAAGUAUAUGUGGCGAUAGUGCAUUACAGACGUUUGGUGCGAACAGUCCUACAUCUGCUACACCUGAACACCACAACCAAAGCUCAGACCUCCAAUGGUAGAGUGUUUUAAUCAAUGCAUGUAAACACAUGUAAGAAUAUACAAUUUGACUAAUCUGUUUUUCUUUUCACAGUCCAGACGAUAUACUGAGGUUGUUGGCAAGCAGGGUAGAUGCCAGCAAGGAUUUCAACAUCUGCGUAUCUCGCACAGACUUCUUUCAAAGAGCUAUGGUACAGUGGCAGCGUCAAAAGAAAGGGACCCCUGGCAACACUUUGCCUGUAACGUUUUUGGGGGAAGCAGGUGUUGAUUCAGGUGUCAUUCGAAAAGAAUUUCUUACAAAUUUGAUUGAUGAGAUUGAGAAACGCCUCUUUGAGCAUCGAGGACACCAGAGUGGGAAGAGCCCUAUCUACUCCUUAAGUGAUCUGGAGAAGGGGUUUUUCAGGACUGCAGGAGAGGUGUUUUCAGUCAGUCUUGCUCAGGGUGGACCAGCCCCCUGUUUCUUGAGACAGUGGUGCUUUGACUAUCUUUCAGCAGGAGAUUUGGAUGAAGUAAAUCUCAGUAAAGAUGAUGUGGAUGAUGCUGAACUUUUUGAACUGAUUCAAAAGGUGGAAGAAGAAACUGAUCUCUCUGCAUGGACUGAUGCUAUAAUUAGUUGCGGUUUCACUGGGAUCAUUAAACCGGAGAACAAAGAGGCCAUAAUAAGAUCUAUUGUGCUGCAUGCAACCCUGCGUCUGAUCCCUUUGCUUAAGCAACUCAGAAAAGGUCUUCAAGUGUACAAUUUUGUGGACAUCCUGGAAGAGCAUUUAGGAUUGUGCCAACAUUUCUUCGUCCUCAGUGUGGUGGACGAUGACUAUAAGUUGAUAACCCUGAUGGAGACACCCUUCCCUUAACUGUCCCCCUGUGUAAUGCAAUGGCUUACUGGCCAGGGACACAAACCACUUCUCAUGUCAGAACGUCAAGAAUUCAAAAUUGCUUUGCAUUUUGAUCAUGAUUGUCAGCAGAGGAUGCCUGCACACCGAAUCUGCUACCCAGUUGUAAGUGCCUGUGCCAGAAAAAUUACCUUUCCUGUAGCACACAUUGACAACUACAAUUCAUUCAAGGAAAUCAUGCUGCAGGCUAUCAACUCUGAUUUUGGAUUUAACAGAGUGUAAAUUUAGGAGUAGGAUACAAUUCCAAAUGAGUCCGGUGUAUGUUCAGGGCAUAGAAUAUUUCUAUAUGCUGUUAAAUGUUCUUAUUGUUACCCUAACACCAGAAAGAAAACAGGCAGUCUAUUUUGUUAAUAAAAUUAGUUUUUUUUUAUUCUGAUUCCAUAAAUAUAUAUUUGGCAUAAGUACACUUUCUGCAAUUAAUUCUGAAAUGUUUUUACUGUUCUGUUUAAAACUAUUUUAUUAAAUGUUUAUCAAAAGCUCCUUUGUUAUUGUGUCUGUUUUGAUUUGUUCACAGGGUGUACACAUUACUGUAAUUUAAGAAUGAAGGAUCACAAAAUGUAAUGCUGCUAAAUAUUUGUCCCUGCCAUAGUUUUGUGAUUGUGAGGUUGGGUCAACAACAGCUUGCAGCUGGGCCUUUAAUUCCUCAGUUAAUGUGCAAUCAACUGGAGGAACCACAAUUCCUCUGGAUGGCUGGUCAGGGAUUCUGGUCGUGUCCCAGUCAGAGUCUUCAUCUUGAGCAUUCU